This is a messenger RNA of Liolophura sinensis, 1332 nucleotides long. RefSeq names its product proton-coupled folate transporter-like. The record is from RefSeq and is a predicted model, not a curated record. Gene Ontology annotation, molecular function: transmembrane transporter activity. Gene Ontology annotation, cellular component: membrane. NCBI's taxonomy places the organism in Eukaryota, Metazoa, Mollusca, Polyplacophora, Chitonida, Chitonidae. Bases 1 to 1332 code for a protein of 443 amino acids. The transcript has 4 exons. Gene Ontology annotation, biological process: transmembrane transport.
AUGGGAGACAUGGUGUGUUACCAGUACAUGUACAAGUUUGCCUCUGUUAAGCUGAAUUUCAACCCGGACAAUUUCAGUGACAACAGUUCGGUGUGUGAUGUCAAUAAGAGCAGCCGCCAGUACCAGCUGCAACAGCAAGUAAGUGCCUACGCAUCCUCCUGGCAGCUGUACUUUGCCCUGGCCAGCGGAGUCCCUGGCUUAUUUUCUGGAGUAAUCUAUGGAACCUACUCGGACAAAAUUGGUCGCCGGUUCCUGAUGGUUCUUUCUACAGUAUUGGUGGCUUGCAGAUACAUUGCUUACAUUAUCGCCAUACAGUUCAAUUUGUCUUUGAGCUAUGUGAUUGUGGGAUAUAUUCUCGAAGGCCUCGGUGGUUCUUUCAACACGAUGAUACUCGCAUGUUCAGCCUACACUGCUGACGUCACACAGUCUGGCAAGAGUCGAUCAUUGAGGUUGAUGAUCGUGCUAUCUGUAUCAGGAUUUUCCGAGAUUGUGGCGUAUUUGUCGUAUGGUUAUGCUACCCAAUUCCUUGGUUUCAAAUGCACGUUUCUGAUCGUUCUCGGUACUGAUGCCUUUACACUUUCUUUCAUAGCCUUCUUACCCGAAAGCCGAUCCGGGAAGCAUAUGCAGACUUUGUCAUUCAGACAAUACAUCAACAGAGCUUUCCGCUUCUACACUGAAAAGUCCAAAACCAACCCUUACAGAUAUUUGUAUUUCCUUUGCGGUGGGUCGUUGUUUUUCGCCGUCUUGGGAAGCAUUCAGAGGCAUGGAAUGGAAGUGUUGUAUCUACUAGAUUCACCCUUUUGCUGGGAUUCUGCGCGGAUUGGAGACUACCAAGCUAUAUCUUCAGGCAUUCGUAAUGCGAUUAGUCUAGCUGCUUUGGUAGUUCUUUUGAAAUGCGCGACGGAAGAGCUCUCUGCUGUAUUUCUUGGUCUUGUACUUGUUGGAUCAUUCUGUCUCGAGGCCUUUUCCAAAACAGCCAUAAUGAUGUAUGCAGUGGCAACAUUGGGAUUCUCAGAUACACCAUAUAAGUUGUUAUUAAAAACAAUGGCAUCCUCCAAAACUGAUGUCGACCACCAAGGCGCCCUCUUCGCCAGCCUCCAGUUGGUUGAUUCUUUCUGCAAUACAGCCGGGACUGUGCUAUGUAACAUGGUGUACGAGUUGACCGUUGGGUUCAUGAGAGGCGCCGUGUUCCUUUACAUGGCAGGCCUCUGCAUGAUUAGUGCUCUUCUCAUAAUGCAAACGAAAAACAAAAAGAAAAACUCAAAGAAAAAGACCUCGGACCCCAAGAUAAUCAGCCAAUGGGAUUACAACUUCGUUCGUGGUUUCGUCUAA